Sphenostylis stenocarpa is the source of this 777-nucleotide messenger RNA. NCBI's taxonomy places the organism in Eukaryota, Viridiplantae, Streptophyta, Magnoliopsida, Fabales, Fabaceae. The record is from the annotation of a GenBank genome assembly.
GAUCCUACAACCACUGUAAGUGCCAGUGUCCAUCGCAAAGUGUUCGCGCAGCCAGAAUUUGGGAAGGACAUCGCUGUUGGUUCUGUUUUGGUUCUGCAAAAGGUUGCUGUGUUUUGUCCUACCCGCUCUACCUGUUAUCUGAAUGUAACAGUCCACAACAUUGUUCAGGUCUUUUCCAAGGACAGUGGACCUCCAUCACAACAACUAAUAUAUCCUGUACGCCCAGUGACACGCACUACACCUAGUGUGGUUCUUGGAAAUUCAUAUAUGGAUCACUUUGCAACAGAAAGGCUUGAAAGGUUAUUGGCAUCAGGAUUCUCUGCGCCACGGGAAAGAAAUGAAGAAAUCAUGUCUGGUCUCAGAUUCGAUUCAAGCUCUAGACAAGUAGCAGAUAUUGACUGGCGGAGGGCUGAAGUUUUGGCUUCAACGAUCCGUCAUGGUGAUAUUGGAAACUAUCAAAACCAAGAAACUGUUUCGGAAAGAGAGAACUUAUUAUUGAGUCUGGAUAAUGCUGGACAUGUUCAAGUAAAAUGUGUUGGUGAGCUUGAAAGUGAGAUGGAAGAUCAACCCAACCCUCCUAAAUUGGAUGAAGAAGCAGACAGUUUAGCGCGGAUUGCUCAAGGCAAUAGUUCUAGAACAAACUCGGUUCAUAAAUCUUAUGGUGAAAAAACCGGGAUGGAAAAUCACUUAGAAAGUCAGAAGCAGAUCGAGAAUAAAAAAAGUUCAGUCCCUCAAUGGACAGACGAAGAGCUGGAUGUGCUUUUAGCGUUUGAUUAA